AUGACAUUGGCUGAAAGAAAAUAUAGGUUUCCAUGGGUUGAGCUGCAGUUGAACACAUUUUUUAGCCCGAAGUCUAAAAUCAAGCGCCGGGAUCGGGAUGCCUUCGAGCGAAAGCUACAGAAUCUUAGCAACGAGGUCGAAAUUCCACUACUGUCGGACGUGUACGACGAUAUUCAUGAGAUGAACAUACCCGAGCCAGAGGACGAAAUAGUUUCAGAAAAACUCCUGAAAUGGGCCAUGUCUUGCGCAAGACCAUUGGGCAUCGAGAUGCUGGUCAAAGCCGCGUCUAUUGAUUUUGAUGUUAAUUUCGACGAGGAGGAUGAUGCAGACUACAUUUUGGACAUUUGUAGCGAACUUAUCGUUGUAGAUCACAGUCAGCUGGUUCAAUUUGCGCAUCUUUCGGUCCAAGAAUACCUAGUGAAUGAAAUCAAGCUCGGGUAUAGCACUGUCGAUGCCCACAAGCACAGCUCUAAAUUUGAGACUGGAGAUGCGCUACUCAUUUAUGCGGCACUUUAUCCCCCGCUGCCUUGCACAUGGGCUCGCCAAACUAAGAAGAUCGAAGGCUUGCAAGGCCUUUGGGACAGACUACUAGCUACACGAAAAGGCCUUUCUGACAUGCUUGGAGAUAUGGUCCAAAGUUUUGUCGAAAUUGGAAGGCAGCGAGUACUACACAUGAAGGAGAAGAAUGCUCCAGAGCUUGAGUCCAUCAAAGUCUCCAAUCUUCAUGGCAUGUGUGUGGAGUUUCCAGGCACCGUGCAAGCCGCAAUAUCUGAUGGCCUCGACUUGAAUGAAAGAGAUGAUGAAGGAGACACUGCUCUCGCUGUGGACUGUGAGCUCGAUAACAUCGGGACAGCCAAGUUACUACUCGAAGCUGGAGCAAAUCCCAACGCAGUUGGAAGGCGAGAUGGCUAUACUUCAUUGCACCAUGGAUGCAAUCGCUUUGACAUGCUGAAACUCUUUAUCGAUUACGGAGCAGAUGUGACAAGAACAAUCCAGGGCCCUAUCAAUUUUGGUCAGACUGUAUUGCAUCGAUCGUCGUUUUCGGACCACGGAGAGAAAUUACGGUAUCUCUUGGAGCAUGUAUCAGAUACCAACCAAAAAGGGGGCCAGAGGAAGAACGACUUUGCAUUAUACAGCUGUAGCAGGGUGUACGGAGAACACGAAAGUGCUUCUCAUGGAGUUGACAUUGAGAUUAAAAACAACGAUGACGAAACGGCCCCGCAACAAGCAGCAAAGAGUGGACGGGAAGUCAGAGUAAAGAUAGUGGAAACCUUGAGGCUGAAAAGUGGCUUCGGCAAGCUCAAUUUCACACUGCAAUCUGUGAAGGGAAGGAAGAACUGGUGA
Molecule: messenger RNA, 1344 nt
Organism: Penicillium argentinense
Lineage: Eukaryota; Fungi; Ascomycota; Eurotiomycetes; Eurotiales; Aspergillaceae
Product: ankyrin repeat domain-containing protein
Exons: 2
Coding region: 1-1344 (447 amino acids)
Molecular function (GO): protein binding
Source: RefSeq, a predicted model, not a curated record